Messenger RNA from Emiliania huxleyi CCMP1516, 2160 nucleotides. RefSeq lists its product as hypothetical. Lineage: Eukaryota; Haptophyta; Isochrysidales; Noelaerhabdaceae. The transcript is spliced from 2 exons. The record is from RefSeq and is a predicted model, not a curated record. The coding region runs from base 1 to 2160 and encodes 719 amino acids.
AUGGGCGGCGACGCGCUGCCGUACUCGCAGGGUCUCGGGCUGCUCGCCCUCACGCUGGCCGUCUACUAUGCCCCUCCCCUCGAGCGGACGCCCCUCCACCAGACCCGGGUCGAGGUCCUCUUCUGGCCGCUCGCCUACGCGUUUGGCGCCUACAUCCACCUCUGCCUGCCGACUUCGCCGCUCAUCGCGGUCGGCAUCGCUCCGGAGCGCCCCUUUGCCGCGGCGAUGGUGGGCUUCGCCGCGCUUUUUGGUGCUGCGACGCAGCAGCGCCGGCGCCGCGAGCGCCUCAAAUCGAUGGCCGCCCGCAUCGACCUCGACCAGGGCCUCGCGCUGACGCCCUCGGUGCGGGCCAGGGUGGCCACCUUGCGGAUUCGCGACCUGCUCCAGCAGCGCGCGGGGCUGCUACACGGCCUCCUCGAACCCUUCUUGACUGGCACAAGGAGCGACCUCUGCGACGCGCUCGCCGAGGUGGCCAAGGGCGGGCCGGCCGACCUCGUCUCGCUCAUCCACUCGACCGAGGUGGACCUCGGCGUGCUCAUCCAGCACGGGCAGGAAGGGGUCGCCAAGAUUCUGCGGCAGAGCGUGCAGAUCAUGGGCGUGACGGAGAAGGCGACGCUCAUCGACGCGUUGCAGAGGCAGGAGUCCGACUUUAGGGCCAACGAGGAGCUGCAAGAUUGCGCGCUCGACGCGCUGCGCAGCACGCACGGCGCGGAGCUGCUGCGGCUCAAGAAUCUGCUCGACUCCGGGGGCGACGUGUUUAGCCUCCACCGGCUCGUGUACCUGGACAUGUCGGAGGAGAAGCGGAGGGUUGCGCUCGCGCACUUCCAGCGCGAGGCCGCGGUCUGGGCCCAGGCGCGCUUCAUCAAGGGCAUGCCCGCCGAAUCGCUCUACCCAGAGCGUUCCUCGACGGGCAGAGACGCCGGCGCGGUGGCCGGCCUGCGCACUGCGCGCAAGCCAAUCAAGAUCCUCUCCGACAUCGACGACACGCUCUUCUCGUCGGGCGGCCACUUCCCGGCGGGGUGUGACCGUCGCAUUCCGCGGCACGAGUACUACCCGGGGCUGCUGCAGCUCUUUCGUGAGGUCGAGGCGGGCGCCACGGCAGCGGGAGCAACGCCCGACGCCGAUAUCAAGGCGAGCCAUCGGACGCCGGAGAAGAAGGCAAAAGAGGGUCGUGCAUCGGAGCAAGAGGUGACUUUGUGGGUCCGCGAGCGGUGCGCGGGGCAGACCAGGCAUGAGGCGAGCGGAUGGGAGGAGCGCGUGCUUCCCGCCGACUCGCCGCUCUCCUCGCUCGCGGCGAGGCUGCUCACCACAGGCGGCACCGCUCACGUCGCCUUUGCUCGGCCGCCCAGUGUUGGCGAGGCCUCGCCGAUCGCUUUUCUCUCCGCAAGGCCGCACGCGUACAAGGACUACACGGAGGCUGCCUCAUACCGCACCUUCAGGCUGCUCCACAGCCGCGGGCAGAUCUCGUGCGUGCCCACCUUGCUCGCGGGCGAACUCCGCUCCUCGAUGGGAUCGAUGCUGCUCGCCAUCGGGGAGAUGCUCUCGAGAGCCGCCAAGAGCACCCCCUCGGCAGCUUGGGCCAGCGUUGGCCACGCCAAGGCCAAGACGUUUGCCGAGUACACGCGUCUGUACCCUGAGUGCGACUACGUGCUGUUUGGAGAUAACGGCCAAGGCGACCUCCUGUGCGCCGAGCUGCUGCACAAGAGGGCGAGCGACCCGGCGCUGGCGGGGGACGCCGCGUCUCCCAUCUCGGCUCCACGCACUAGCUUCAUGCAGCUCGUCAAGCCCGUGGAGCAGCAGCUCAGCGACCUCCCCGCGGGGACCGAGACAGGGGAGCGGCAGAAGCGCUGGCGGGACGCCCGCAUCUGCUUUAACCACACCUACGCCGGCGCGGCGUGCGAUGCGCAGCAGCACGGCCUCAUCAGCAUGGAGGGGCUGUCCCGUGUGGCUUCCACCGCUCGCAAGGACCUCGACCGGAUGCAGAUCGAAUAUCGCGACUCGUCGCAAGAUUGGAGCAGACGAGUUGAGGAGCUGAAUGCCGACCUGCGCAAGUGCAACGCCGUGCUGCCCUUCGAGCUGGCGGUGCCUGAGCUCAAGCCACGUGGCACAGCAAGUCUCGCGUCGGGGUCAUCGACCGUGCAUCUGGCACUGCACAGGUGA